Messenger RNA from Carica papaya (papaya), 3899 nucleotides. The record is from RefSeq and is a predicted model, not a curated record. Lineage: Eukaryota; Viridiplantae; Streptophyta; Magnoliopsida; Brassicales; Caricaceae.
UGUUUCCAAAGGCAAAAUCUGAUAAAUCAAAGCAUGAUCUUUACCAAGACUAAAGGAAAAAUGGCGUUAGCCGGCCCAUUUUUCUGGACUAAGAUCCGGACCCAGAUCCCAAAUCACGGGUCGGGUAGCAAAAACCAUGGGCAUGCUGGUGGCUGCUCCACGAUCUCUGCUUCCCUGAUAGAACUUUCAAUCCCACAAAAAGACCUUCCUCUGGGGCGAGCUCCAAAACCCCAAAAGCUACGCCGCUGAAAUAACUUCUAUGGCGGCCUCUGGAACUUCAGUAUCCAAUUUAGACAACUUCAAAAAUCACUAUUGAGAGAGAGAGAGAGAGAGACGACAAUUUUCCCUGUUCAGCCUGAAGAGAACAGGGAAAGAGGAAGAAGGGGCCCUGCAUGUAUAACCUUCUUCUUCCUCAAUGAUCCUCUGUAUAAGAAGUUCAAAAUCUUUGGCUACUCUUUUUAUUACGCACCCUUUAUUCAGUCUACGCUUUACCUUUCCCUUCUCUACAUCUCUCCAUAACUGCCCAUCUGCCAUUGUCAACAGGGGAAUCACUGAAUUAAGAAUCCCAGAAACCCGUUUCAAAGAGCUCAUUUUUAACGCUAUUAGAGAUAAGCCCUUUGCGUUCUGUAACAGAAACUGGGUGUCUGAUCAAUUUCGAACCGUGGUAACUGACCCUGACUUGCUUGUAAAAAUCCUUAACAUGAUAAGAGAGAAACCUAGAAUCGCUUUCCGGUUCUUCCGAUGGAUCCAGUGGCAGUCAGAGGUUAAGCCUUCCGAGCUUGCUUUCCGUGCGGUGCUUGAAAUCCUAGUGGAAAACAAUUUGAUGAGGUCGGCUUAUUGGGUCAUGGAGAGAGUGGUUUUAGCCGAUAUGGGCGGAAUUGCUGAUGUCCUGAUUGGUAAGCAUUUGAAUUCGGAUGUUUCCACUAAGCUCCUGGAUCUCUUGUUAUGGAUUUAUACCAAGAAAUCAAUGUUAGAACAGUGUUUGUCCGUUUUUUAUACGAUGUUGAGGAAUGGCUUCUUGCCUAAUGUGAAGAACUGCAAUAGGAUUCUUAGGAUGCUUAGAGAUAAAAAUCUCGUAGAGAAAGCUAGGGAGGUUUACAGAGUAAUGGAAGAGUAUGGGAUUAAGCCCACCAUUGUUACCUAUAACACAAUGCUGGAUUCUUUUUGCAAAGAAGGGGAAGUACGGGAAGCGCUAGAUUUAAUGUUAGAGAUGCAGAGAAGAGGGUGUCUUCCAAGUGAUGUAACCUAUAAUAUUCUGAUCAAUGGAUUGUCAAAGAAAGGGAAACUAGAGGAGGCCAGGGGACUUAUUGAUGAAAUGAUAAGAUCAGGAGUAACAGUUUCGUCUCACACUUACGACCCAUUGAUAUAUGGGUACUACAAACGAGGGUUGUUUGCUGAGGCUUUAGGCCUUGUGGAAGAGAUGGUAAUUAGAGGUGCCUCUCCUACAGUGGCAACAUUUAAUACUUCUAUUUAUGUACUCUGUAUGUGGGGAAAGAUGAGUGAUGCUAGGCAGCAGUUUUCUGAUAUGCUGAAGAAGAAUCUGAAACCGGAUGUUGUGUCAUACAAUACUCUAAUAUAUGGGUACUGUAGGUUGGGGAAAAUGGGGGAGGCUUUUCUCUUGUUUGAUGAGUUAAGGUUCAUGAAUAUAGUUCCAACCAUUGUCACCUACAACACCCUCAUUGACGGUCUUUGCAGAUUAAGGGAUUUGGAGGUUUGUCUACAGCUCAAAGAAUUUAUGAUCAAUCAGGGGAUUCUCCCAGAUGUUGUUACCUAUACAAUUCUAAUAAAUGGAUCAUGCAAGAUGGGGAAUCUGUCACUGGCAAAGGAAUUUUUCAAUGAAAUGUUGAAUAAAGGGCUGGAGCCAGAUAACUAUGCAUAUACUACAAGAAUAGUGGGUGAACUGAAGUUUGGGGACCCAACCAGGGCAUUUAGUUUGCAAGAAGAAAUGCAAGCUAAGGGAUUCCCACCAGAUAUUAUCACAUAUAAUGUUCUCAUACAUGGACUUUGUAAAUUGGGGAAUUUGGAAGAAGCUAGUGAGUUGUUGCAGAAGAUGGUCAGAGAUGGUCUUGUUCCAGAUCACAUAACAUAUACUAGCAUCAUCCAUGCUUACGUGAACAAGGGCCUUCUUAGGAAAGCCAGAGAUAUAUUCAAUGACAUGCUGAGCAAAGGCUUGUGUCCUUCAGUGGUGACUUACACUGUGUUGGUUCAUGCACAUGCAGGUAGCGGGAGGCUAGAACUGGCCUUUAUGUAUUUUUCAGAGAUGAAGGAGAAGGGUGUUCUACCAAAUGUUAUCACCUAUAAUGCCUUGAUAAAUGGCUUCUGCAAAGCCAGGAAAAUGAAUCAGGGUUACAAAUUUCUUGCUGAGAUGGAAGAAAAAGGAAUACUACCUAAUAAGUAUACCUACACUAUAUUGAUAAACGAGAACUGUGAAAUUGGCAAUUGGCAAGAGGCUCUGAGAUUGUACAAAGAAAUGCUAGAUUUGAAAAUUCAGCCUGAUUCUUGUACAUACAGUGCUCUGUUCAAGCAAUUAGACAAAGACCAUAAGUUGCAUGCAGCUCAGUGUCUUGAAAAUCUACUUGUGGGUAUUGAAGAAGCUGUGGAGAGAUGACUUGAUUAGAGCCUCUACAAGAAGGUUUUUUAGAUGAUCCAUGAGACACUGGCAUACUUGUUUCUUGAAGGAAUCAUCUUUACCAGUUGUAAAUGUGCUCCGAAAACCAUUUUGUAACUUUCCCUGUAAUGAACGAAUUGCAGGAUAGAGUAGCCAAUGUGUCGUAUUGGUGAAAUGAAAGGUCACAAGCCUAUCUUUAUCCCUUUUGGAUGCACCCUAAGUUAUACUUGAGACAAGUUCUUGGAUCUGGCUAAUACAUGUGUACGAGUCCAGACCAGACUGUGAAAUAAACAACAGGGAAAAAAAAGGCUAUGGAUACUAAAAGGAUGCGCAUCCAUUUACAAGAGAAACUUUACAUACUACCAAAAGAAAGCAAAAGUGUCUAAAAGGUUCCCUGGAUUCUCUCAAGAUCUAAGAAGACGAUCAUUAAACAAACUAUCAAAGGUCUACUAGCAGAAGGCAAUAUACUUCCAUAAAGAACCAUCUUGUUCCAUUCUUUCCUGUCCACCCAAAUGAUGGCUAUAAGAAUAAGAGAAAUGACCUCUUCCUGGCUUUGCUGGCCUUAAUAUCUGUUGUCCGUAUUAUGUUCUCGUAGGUCUAAAAGAAUUAAACAGAACCACAUUUGAAUAACCUAGGUUUGGAAGUGAAAACAACAAACAUGAUUAUGUAGAUUUAGUUUCCAUCUUUGUUAUUCUCAGUUCAUCUUAGUUUUUGAAUUACUGUGUCAAUUAGAAGCCUUCAAAAAUAAACUAAUGCUCUCCAUCUAGACUGCGGAGGCAUGAGAAUACUAGACCGAAUUCUUAAUAGCUGCAUAUUGCUUCUCUCUUGUCCAAAGAAAAGGCUGCAUAUCAUAGGUACUGUCCUUACAGCUUUGCAAUUCCUCACUGAGUUCUUCUCUUGGAUGAGCUUGUAUUAUCUGUCUUCUCUUCUCCUCUUUCCUUUCAUCUUAUUUCUCUCUCCCCUUUUCUCGGUGGGGGAGGAUUGAAACAAGACGAUGGAUCAUCUUUAUUUUACCUCUUCAACCCUCUCGCUUCUAAUUCAUAAAUUUCUGCCUUAGGGCUAGCAAUUUUUAGACUCGAACACAGAAUUACUCGGAAAAAAUCAUAUACAACAUGAUCACAAUGCAGUAACAACCUGUUUGACAUUCCCACCAAACAUAGGACGAUGCACUUGUAUUUCUAGAGCUUUUAUCUUUUUUAUCUUGAAUUAAAAGUCGUAAAGAAAAAGUAGUAUAUAGCUUGCAUUGGCAGUACCUGAAAAAUGAUUGUCGAGGAAAAGGGAGCCUUUUAGU